Rana temporaria (common frog) is the source of this 1986-nucleotide messenger RNA. It is a transcript of the gene MXD3, whose product is annotated as MAX dimerization protein 3. The transcript is spliced from 6 exons. Lineage: Eukaryota; Metazoa; Chordata; Amphibia; Anura; Ranidae. Gene Ontology annotation, biological process: regulation of transcription by RNA polymerase II. Gene Ontology annotation, molecular function: protein dimerization activity; RNA polymerase II cis-regulatory region sequence-specific DNA binding; DNA-binding transcription factor activity, RNA polymerase II-specific. Bases 282 to 887 code for a protein of 201 amino acids. The record is from RefSeq and is a predicted model, not a curated record.
ACUCCGGGGUAGACGGGACCGGGCCGGGGGUGAGGGCGGCGGGUUGUGAGCUGUCAUAGAAGCAGGACGGCGGCUUGGCUACGGUUGGAGAGGAGAAGGAGGUGUGAGCGGAGGGGCGUGUCGUGGGCGGGGUUGCUCGGUGUCAGUUACAUGCAUUGUGUAGGGAAAUAAUAGUUCCUCCGCGGGCUGACAACACAGCGGGCGGCCCCUCAGCCUCAUCUCCAGUGACAGCUCGGACCCUCCCUGGAGAGCUCAUAGCAUCUCACUGACAUCCCGGGCCCAUGGAGCAGCUGCCCAGUAAUCUCCAGGUCCUGCUGCAGGCAGCCGAGUACGUGGAGCGGAGAGAGCGGGAAGCUGAACAUGGAUAUGCCUCCAUAUUGCCUUGCAACACUGCCACUCCUGGAAGAAGGAAACGACAGAGAACAAACAGCAAUCCAGACAGCGUUAGGUCUGUCCACAAUGAGCUAGAGAAGCACAGGAGAGCACAACUGCGGAGAUGCUUGGAACAACUGAAGCAACAGGUUCCUCUGAGUAUUGAAGCAUCACGACACACAACACUCAGCCUCUUGCACAGAGCCAGACAGCACAUCAAAAAAUUGGAGGAUCAGGAGCUAAAAGCAAAGCACCUUAAGGAUAAACUGAGAUCGGAACAACAGAGGCUCCGACAGAGAUUAAAACAACUUAUACCUUCCAAUGGCACUGAACGAAUCCGAGCUGAUAGCCUAGACUCCUCUGCCUUGUCAUCUGAGAGAUCAGACUCUGAUCAAGAAGAUUUGGAGGUUGAUGUUGAAGGAAUAAUCCUGAGUGGUAAUGAAGGAGACCUCUUUGUGUCUUUCAGUGCUGGUAUGGAGCACAGUUACUCCACUCCUGCUCACGCCUGGUUAUGACGGCAGCAAGCAUGCAAAGACUGAUACAGCAGUAACACGUUUUUAGCUAGCAAUCUUGGUAGCAGAAACACUUGUAUUGUCUCUCGAAGAAGUGAGGAUGCAAUGGUUGCAUAACUACCCUAUUAUAAGGGGGAACCCAGUGUUGGCAUAGCAGCUCUUUUCAAACCUUGGACUUCUGCUACCAUUUUUAUUUUAUUUUUUGGCUCUUAUUAAGAACUUUUAAAUGGUGGGGUAUACGCCAGUAAUGCUAUGGUCACUGGAUACUUUCUGUUCAGCUACACCGUUUUUAGUUAUAUGGAUACGUUUUUCAGGUCAUUGGUUAAAGUACAUAUUACAAGCUGUGGGGCUGAAUGGCUUUCUUAAAGAUGCAUAGAUACACGACCCUUACUGGACUAUCUGGCCCAGAAGACUUGCUGGGAGAGAACCUUGAGCAUUAAGCAACCAGCAACUGGUGCUACUGUGAUUACCUAACUUAUUGUACAAUUUUAAUGCUAGGAAAACUUUCUCCACCUCUCUGUGCACUGGUUGCACUCCUGGAUGCCUGUAAAGAAGCACUUAAACUAUGUGUGCACUUGAAGAAUCACAAUAAUAAAAAAAAAAAAAAAAAAUCUUUAUUUUUGAUCCUUAAUCUGAGCGCUCAGAUGCUGCAGGACACCUGAAGAUUUUGUCAACGCCAUUCUUGUGUUCUCACACCAAAUAAACUUGCAUAACCCUCUGCAAAAAAAAAAACAGCUACUUUAUAAAUCAUCGAUUUUAUGCAUCGUAUUUUUAAGCCUGCGAGAGGGUUUUUCAGUGUUUACAGAAUGGAUUUUUAAAUUGUGAAACAUUUUAAAUGUUACCUGCGCUUGCUGAGGAAAGCAAGCAUCUUGCUCAGGCCUGGAUUAGCUGUUUUAUUAAGACACUCGGAGGACAAUGAACUGUCCUCGUUCCUGACAGGGACUCAACAAUCUUUAUAACAGGUGCAGCCUACUUACAUUCCGGAGCUCAGCUGACAUUUUUAAUAUACUGGUGUUGGCUCUGAGAAAAGAGAUUUGCUUCUCUAAAUAAGCUUUUUAUAUUGUAACCUCUAUUUUAGUAAAUGUGUUUUGUUCUGUAAAAA